CGGGCCAAGGCGGAGACGCGCGGAAUUUGGCCUUCGGAAAGGGCCCCCGGACCGGGCUCACGGGGAGAGCCGAGGGACGCCGCAAAGAGCCGAGUAGAGCCGGAGAGACCCGAGUGUGACCGGAGGAGCCUGGGCUAGCCGGAAGCAGAGCCGAGCGCGGCCGGAAGGAGCCGAGCCCAUCCGAAGGCGGCUGAGCGCGGUUGGGCGUUGGGCCCGGCCAAGCCCGCGCCAUGGCGGCCGAAGGGACAGCUGCGGCCGGAGGCGGGGCUGUCGGCGGCCGCCUGGCCAAGGACAGUUUGCGGCAGUCUAAGUGCCCGGACGCGGCCCCGAACGCGCGGCGCGGCUCGGCGCUGUCGCGUGACGCCGAGCGCCGAGCCUACCAGUGGUGCCGGGAGUACUUGGGCGGGGCCUGGCGCCGAGCGCGGCCCGAGGAGCUGAGGGUGGACCCCGUGAGCGGGGGCCUCAGCAACCUGCUCUUCCGCUGCGCGCUGCCGGACCACCUGCCCAGCGUGGGCGCGGAGCCGCGGGAGGUGCUGCUGCGGCUGUACGGGGCCAUCCUGCAGGGCGUGGACUCCUUGGUCCUCGAAAGCGUGAUGUUCGCCAUCCUUGCAGAGCGGUCGCUGGGGCCCCAGCUCUACGGAGUCUUUCCAGAGGGGCGGCUGGAACAGUACAUCCCAGUACGAGCCCAGCCCGGCCCCGACCUCCCCACGGCACCUCCUUCCCCAGCCCCAUCCCCCUUCCCAGUGUCUGCCUUCACAUCCCUCACCCCAGGUUCCUGGGUGCAGAGCCGGCCACUGAAAACGCGCGAGCUUCGAGAGCCAGUGUUGUCGGCGGCCAUUGCCACGAAGAUGGCCCAGUUCCACGGCAUGGAGAUGCCUUUCACUAAGGAGCCCCGCUGGCUGUUUGGGACCAUGGAGCGGUACCUAAAGCAGAUCCAGGACCUGCCCCCGACUGGUCUCCCCCAGAUGAACCUGCUGGAGAUGUACAGCCUGAAGGAUGAGAUAGGCAACCUCAGGAAAUUGCUAGAUUCUACCCCAUCACCAGUGGUCUUCUGCCAUAACGACAUCCAGGAAGGGAACAUCUUGUUGCUCUCAGAGCCAAAAGAUGCUGACAGCCUCAUGCUGGUCGACUUUGAGUACAGCAGUUAUAACUACAGGGGCUUUGACAUUGGGAACCAUUUUUGUGAGUGGGUUUAUGAUUAUACUCAUGAGGAGUGGCCUUUCUACAAAGCGCAGGCUGCAGACUACCCCACCCGGGGACAGCAGCUCCAUUUUAUUCGCCAUUACCUGGCAGAAGUAAAGAAAGGUGAGACCAUCUCCCAAGAGGAGCAGAGAAAACUGGAAGAAGAUUUGCUGGUAGAGGUCAAUCGGUAUGCUCUGGCAUCCCAUUUCUUUUGGGGUCUCUGGUCCAUCCUCCAGGCGUCUAUGUCCACCAUAGAAUUUGGUUACUUGGUAAAUAACCCAGGAGUAUGCCCAGUCUCGAUUCCAGUUCUAUUUCCAGCAGAAGGGGCAGCUGACCAGCUUCCACCCCUCGUCCUGACUCUCCGACCCCCAAUUCCCUGGAUUUUUCCCCGCGCCUCCAGGGCAGGACCUUGGAGGGAGGCGCAAAGAACAGGAGGCCCUGGGGACUGGGCUGAGCCCCCUGGAGUAAGACUGGGGUUGAGGAGGCUAACCUCUCCCCAGGUUUGAGCAGGUCCUCAUGGCAGGCGAGUGGGCAGGAGCCUCUGGGCUGUGUACCUUAAGACAAUAAACAAGCUUCUUCCUUCA
Diceros bicornis minor is the source of this 1766-nucleotide messenger RNA. It is a transcript of the gene CHKB, whose product is annotated as choline kinase beta. The record is from RefSeq and is a predicted model, not a curated record. Gene Ontology annotation, biological process: CDP-choline pathway; phosphatidylethanolamine biosynthetic process. Gene Ontology annotation, cellular component: cytoplasm. The transcript is spliced from 11 exons. Gene Ontology annotation, molecular function: ethanolamine kinase activity; choline kinase activity. Bases 231 to 1688 code for a protein of 485 amino acids. Lineage: Eukaryota; Metazoa; Chordata; Mammalia; Perissodactyla; Rhinocerotidae.